Messenger RNA from Leptidea sinapis, 2459 nucleotides. RefSeq lists its product as uncharacterized. The coding region runs from base 88 to 1197 and encodes 369 amino acids. The record is from RefSeq and is a predicted model, not a curated record. Gene Ontology annotation, molecular function: cysteine-type endopeptidase inhibitor activity. The transcript is spliced from 4 exons. NCBI's taxonomy places the organism in Eukaryota, Metazoa, Arthropoda, Insecta, Lepidoptera, Pieridae.
GCCUUAUUUGUUCUCAGUGUCAGUCGAACUCAUGACAUGUAUAAAGUCUUUAUUUUGUUGUUGCAAUGAUUUUAAAUAUAACACGAUAUGAACACUAUGAACAAGUUUACUGCAAUAUUUAUAAUCUGUUCUACGAUCAUUAACUGUUGUUUAACUGAUAUUAGCCACGAGGAAAAGCUUAGAUUACUCAAUAGUUUCAUUGAAUAUAUAAAUGGUUUGCCUGAUAACCCUUACGUUUAUGAGGGGGGUAGUCUACAAAGUGCGCACAAAAUUGAAGAAAACAGUGACGUGAUACAAAUAGAAGCUAUCCUAAAGGGCAGGGAUAAUGAGAACAUAGUCAACACAAAAUGUAUUGCCCGCGUCGUAGACCUUAAACAUGGUAUAAUCGUUGAGGACAAACCGCAUUGCCAAGAGGAGUUUGUACAGGCUUCUACAGAUAAUACGACAGAUGUCACCCAGGAAGAUGCGGAGAAUACACAAAAACAACCUGGUGAGGCAACUGUAGAAGAACUAGUUACUGCAAUACCGACAACAAUCUUGAAUACAACCUGUUAUGGAUGUGAUGAUCUUGUUGACGCAUCAGGAGGAGAACUUGCAGAUUUAGCGAUAAAGCAACUUAAUAAGAAUAAUCCAAAUGUGAAACACGUUCUUGAUGCAAUACUUGACGCUAAAAAACAAAUUCAGAUAUUUUCUAGAGUUAAAUACAUGCUAACUUUGAAAGUCAAUUUUGAUAAUUGUUCUUCUAAUGAAACUGAAACAUGUGCAGAAAGCAGACCUUGUAAAGUUUCUAUUUUGGAAAAAUCUUGGAUAAAAUUAGCAGAUGGCUCAAAAAAUAGGGUAGUUGUUUCUAAUAACUGUACAGAUCAAAAGUUCUUCGGUGAUGAUGUUGCAGACAUACAGAAUCGGGAUAGCGAUCAUAAAUUUAAAGUAAAAUUGAAACUGAAAAUGACUGAUGAAAAUUCUAAAUCUUCAAAUAAAACUAAAAACCCAACUGAAGCUAUAGCGGCAUUGGGUGAAAUAAUCAAGACAGCCUACGAUGUGGACACAACAACAGACCAUCAAGGAAUAGUAAUGGAAAAAGAACUGCAAAGUAUUGGGGAUGAAAAUGUAAAUGGCAGUAGACCUGACAACUUGGAUAAUAUUUUGAAUUUAAUUGAAUUCAACAAUAACAUAAUUCGUGAGGACAGAGACAAGUAGCAGGACGUAUAGAUAAAGAAGAUAGGAAGGAUUUCGGAUAUUUAAUUUUUGCUGAAUAACAUUUGAAAAAAUAUGUUUAGAGUACCGGCCAAUCUCAGCACCAUAAAGUACAGAAAGAGACCAAUGUAACGUUACAAGAUCUUUGUUUGAAGCUCAUUAUACCGCGGGCUCCUCUUUAUAGGAUAGUGAAGAGACGGGGCCCAUUUUUCAAGCAUUCUUAUAUUACGAUUUAAUUCAAAUGGUGCAGUACUGUGGGCUUACAUCAUUUAUACGUCUAGAUAGACUGUGACAGACGUCUAAAAAAAUUGAGGUUGACCUCUAUUUUGAGUAAUGCUCGCACACUAACACAGUGUGUAAUUGCUUGUUGCAUUAAUUGCUUGUAAGACGUAGCUUGUCACGUUCACUAAAGUAAUAAACCUGGCCUUUUUUAUCUGUUAUCCUCAGCAAGAGGCUCUAUUUAUACGUAUAAAUUAUCUUAAGCUGUGGGUUUCCUAACAUCAAACCGUACUCGUAUACCUUUGUAGUUUGAUGCGAAUGGUCUUCCAUCAUCACAUUGAUUUCAUCAUUACCUUAGUGGCUGGUCUUUCUUGGGGUUCAAUGUUCAAGUCCAAGUUUCCUCUUAGAAAGCAUUAAACCAAAAACGCACAGAGUGUUUAUGAGCCUCUAACCUCUCCAAACACAGCAUUAAUAUUGCGAGCUGUUUCGGCUCUGCAAGUUUCAAGCCAGAAAUCGUAUCGAACAAUUACUCUAAUGUUAAUGUUUUCAUGUUUAGUUAAAGCCGAAUAAUAAAAUAAAUCCGAAUGAGAAUAAUUUUUUAAAUCUAGAAUGUUAUAGUUGUCAUGUGAAAAAGUUAUAUUCUGAAAUCCACAAAGGCGGUUUUAUUUUAAUACAAAAUAGCCAGUACAGCAAUCUCCUUACUAAACUCCUAUUAUUAAUUUCGAUUCACUGAUUGAGUAUUAGAAAAUAAAACGUAUGUAAACAAAAAUAACUUGUUUUUUAUAAUUAGUGUAAAGAACGUUACAUGUGAUGAUGUCAGUUUCCAUACAAAAUCAUAGGAAGGAACUGCAAAUAUUUGGAACCAUACAGAGUAGGGCUUCCAAUCCCGCGACCUGUAUUCAAUCUCGGCAUUUGCGGGCCUACGAAUUUUCAAUCCCGCGGGAUCCCGCAUAUUGAAAAUAUGCACAUUUUAAAACAAUGAAUUUAUCAACUCCACAGUUAUUUACGCACAUAUUACUAUUAAAAUGAGAUCAAUCAAAUUAUAC